AUGCCCGUCAGUACUGGACGCCGUGACGCUGGGGUCAGCUCUUCUGGCACCAUGAGCACUUUCCUGGGAUGUUCUUACUGGCAGUCGCCCAGUCACGUGGUCUACCACGUGGCCAGUGGAAUCCUGUUAUGUGGCCUCUUGGUGCCCGACUCCAAACAUGGCGACCUGAUGUUGCACGGUACCAUGUCUCUGGGAUUUCUCCUGAUGUCCAUGUGGUCGUGGUUGGUCCUGUGUGCUCCAGACGUUUUCGCCUGGAACAUGGUCCUGUUGCUCCUCCACGGACUGCAGACGGCUUCCAUCUUGUACAAGAUCCGACCGGUGAAGUUCUCUCAGGACCUUGAGGACGUCUACGACAGUUUGUUCAGACCUCUGCGUGUCUCCAGAAUCCUGUACAAGAGGCUGGUGUCGCCCCAGUUCUGUGCUCUGAUGACCUUAGAGGACGGCGAGUCCUACGCUGUCCAGGCUGUGACCCGCACGGACAAACUAGGGCUUCUCAUUAGUGGAGUGAUGCAAGCCUACAGCCACCAGAACCUGCUGCACGCCAUCACCGAGCGAAGCUUCAUCGACUCCCCAGAGUUUGAGUCGACCUUGACCGGAGAGGAGACGUUUCAGGUGUCUAUUGUAGCUUCUGGUACCUGUAGAUACCUGGUCUGGUCCAGGCAGAGUCUAGAGUACCUCCUAAGGAAGGAACCUUACCUGGCGUGUGUGAUGAAGACGCUCAUAGGACGAGAUAUCACAAACAAAUUAUACGCACUCAAUGAAAAAGUGGCUACCCCAGCUGGAUCGCGCAUGGACAUCAGGCUUCCCAGUAUCUCUAGUAACGCGCGACAGCGCAGGGAUUUGAGACGUGCUCUUGCAGGCGCCAUGGAGUACGAGGUCAGGGUCACGGGUACAGACGAGGUCACGGACUCUGAUGUGGAGAAUGACCUGGGCAAGCCAUCGGAGGCUGGCGAAUGUGAGUCGCAUCUGUUUGUUUGCUUGUUCUCUAGUCCCGUUUGUUUCUCCUGGACCAGUUUGUUUGUUUGUUUGCUUGUUCUCUAG
Molecule: messenger RNA, 1041 nt
Organism: Candidula unifasciata
Lineage: Eukaryota; Metazoa; Mollusca; Gastropoda; Stylommatophora; Geomitridae
Source: the annotation of a GenBank genome assembly